Molecule: messenger RNA, 894 nt
Organism: Solanum verrucosum
Lineage: Eukaryota; Viridiplantae; Streptophyta; Magnoliopsida; Solanales; Solanaceae
Product: auxin-induced protein PCNT115-like
Exons: 6
Cellular component (GO): cytoplasm
Source: RefSeq, a predicted model, not a curated record
UCUCUCUUUCAUUCAUCAAUUGCUGCAGAAGGAAUUAAAAAAGUGCAAAGAAUGAAGAUGGGCUCACAAGGCCUUGAAGUAUCAGCUCAAGGGCUGGGCUGUAUGGGCAUGUCUGCAUUUUAUGGUCCCCCAAAACCUGAUGAUGAAAUGAUCAAACUUAUUCACCAUUCCAUCAAUUCUGGUGUUACUUUUCUUGAUACUUCAGAUAUAUAUGGGCCUUACACAAAUGAAAUCCUCAUAGGAAAGGCUUUGAAGGGAGAGACGAGAGAACGAGUUGAGUUGGCAACAAAGUUUGGAAUUAAUGCUUCUGCAGAUGGAAAAAUAGAAAUAAUUGGAGAUCCCAGCUAUGUUAGAGCUUCAUGUGAAGCCAGCUUAAAGAGACUUGAUGUUAACUGCAUCGAUUUAUACUAUCAACAUCGGGUCGAUACACGUAUGCCAAUUGAAAUCACUGUAAGUUAUAUACAUCAUCAGUAUAAGUUACGAUAACAAGUUUGUUAGUACUCUAUCUUUAUCAGUUUUUCAAGAGUUAAACUAACAGCAGUACAGUUAGAAUGGUCCCUAUGGUCGAGAGAUGUAGAGGAAGAAAUAAUUCCUAUUUGCAGGGAGCUUGGAAUUGGAAUUGUAGCAUAUAGUCCCUUAGGUAAAGGUUUUUUGUCAUCGGGUCCGAAGCUGCUUGAGGAUCUGUCAAAUGAAGACUUUUGGAAGCAUAUACCUAGGUUUCAAGCUGAGAAUCUCGAGCAUAACAAGAUCUUAUACGAGAGAAUUUGCCAAAUGGCAACGAAGAAGAGAUCCGGCACUGGAUGUACGCCAUCUCAACUAGCCUUAGCCUGGGUAUAUCACCAAGGAAAUGACGUGUGCCCCAUCCCAGGUAUUAGAGACAGAUUCAUGAUUUAA